This is a messenger RNA of Lipotes vexillifer (Yangtze River dolphin), 1553 nucleotides long. It is a transcript of the gene WDR45, whose product is annotated as WD repeat domain 45. Gene Ontology annotation, molecular function: protein binding. The transcript has 11 exons. NCBI's taxonomy places the organism in Eukaryota, Metazoa, Chordata, Mammalia, Artiodactyla, Lipotidae. The coding region runs from base 119 to 1201 and encodes 360 amino acids. The record is from RefSeq and is a predicted model, not a curated record.
AGUAAGGCCUGAUGUAAACAAGGGAGUGGGGCGGUAAGGCCCGGGAGGUCAGAAAGCCGGGCCGUGGGCGGCACCGAGAGCAGGGGACGCGCAGAGGUCAGGGAAGCAAUCCUGGACCAUGACUCAGCAGCCACUUCGAGGAGUGACCAGUCUGCGUUUCAACCAAGAUCAAAGCUGCUUUUGCUGCGCUAUGGAGACAGGUGUGCGCAUCUACAACGUGGAGCCAUUGAUGGAGAAGGGGCAUCUGGACCAUGAGCAGGUGGGCAGCAUGGGCCUGGUGGAAAUGCUGCACCGCUCCAACCUGCUGGCCCUGGUGGGCGGUGGUAGCAGCCCCAAGUUCUCAGAGAUCUCAGUGCUGAUCUGGGACGAUGCCCGGGAGGGCAAGGACUCCAAGGACAAGCUGGUGCUGGAGUUCACCUUCACCAAGCCAGUGCUGGCUGUGCGCAUGCGCCAUGACAAAAUCGUGAUCGUGCUGAAGAACCGCAUCUAUGUGUACUCCUUCCCCGACAAUCCCCGAAAGCUGUUUGAGUUUGACACCCGGGACAACCCCAAGGGGCUCUGUGACCUCUGCCCCAGCCUGGAGAAACAACUGCUAGUGUUCCCAGGACACAAGUGCGGGAGCCUGCAACUUGUGGACCUGGCAAGCACAAAGCCUGGCACCUCAUCUGCUCCGUUUACCAUCAAUGCACAUCAGAGCGACGUGGCCUGCGUGUCUCUGAACCAGCCAGGCACGGUAGUGGCCUCGGCCUCUCAGAAGGGCACCCUUAUUCGCCUUUUUGAUACGCAGUCCAAGGAGAAGCUGGUGGAGCUGCGCCGAGGCACUGACCCUGCCACCCUCUACUGCAUCAACUUCAGCCAUGAUUCUUCCUUCCUGUGUGCAUCCAGUGAUAAGGGCACAGUCCACAUCUUUGCUCUCAAGGAUACCCGCCUCAACCGCCGCUCUGCGCUGGCUCGCGUGGGCAAGGUGGGGCCUAUGAUUGGGCAGUAUGUGGACUCUCAGUGGAGCCUGGCAAGCUUCACCGUGCCUGCUGAGUCAGCCUGCAUCUGUGCUUUUGGUCGCAACACUUCCAAGAAUGUCAACUCUGUCAUUGCCAUCUGUGUAGAUGGGACCUUCCACAAAUAUGUCUUCACUCCCGAUGGAAAUUGCAACAGAGAGGCUUUCGAUGUGUACCUUGACAUCUGUGAUGACGAUGACUUUUAAGGACCCUGUGGGUUGUGCUAGGGACCUGCAGUGGCAGACUGCAAAGCCUGUGCGGGGGUGGGAGUGCUGUGGAAGCCACCAGCCAGAAAACAUUAAUGGAGCAGGUGCCCACUUUCCACUCUUAAGAGCAAUGCCUAAACAGCUCAGUCGCCCCAAGCACUUCUUGAUGACUGUGUGCCCGCAGAGCCAGGCCAGGGACUCAGAGAGACAGCGGCCCCCCUGGGGCUCCCAGCCUGGAGAAGACUGCUAGGGACCCAGAGUGGGUGCCCUAAUCCAACCUGUGGGGAUUUUUAAAAGACUUCCCAGAAAGAGACGAUCUCUGAUAUGAUGAAUGUGAAUAAAAGGCCCUUAA